This is a messenger RNA of Bactrocera tryoni, 2142 nucleotides long. RefSeq names its product zinc transporter 7 (gene ZnT86D). Lineage: Eukaryota; Metazoa; Arthropoda; Insecta; Diptera; Tephritidae. The record is from RefSeq and is a predicted model, not a curated record. Bases 360 to 1478 code for a protein of 372 amino acids. Gene Ontology annotation, cellular component: Golgi apparatus; membrane. Gene Ontology annotation, biological process: transmembrane transport; zinc ion transport; intracellular zinc ion homeostasis. Gene Ontology annotation, molecular function: zinc ion transmembrane transporter activity. The transcript is spliced from 4 exons.
UCACUACAAAACGAAAGCUCCGAUAAAUUAAUUUUGAUAACUCGACUAAGUAAAAUAAAUUAAGGCCUUAAUUUCGUCUGUAUUAGUCUAUGUUAGAUUAAAAAUAGUAUUAGUGCAUAAACUUUAAUUAAGUUUUAAAUACAAACGGUUCUAAUAUAAUUCUAUAAUCCUAAAGAGACGCUUUGGAGAGUGUCAAAAGAGAGAAAGAUCAAAAAGAGCCGCUGAAAGCAACAAAUAUAAUAUACAAAAGUUUAAACAAGCCUAAAGCAGAUCUACCCGUUCGUAAGCAUCAAUAAAAACACUUGUAAUUGCAGCACAGUCUAAUCAUUAGAUAAACGCAUAUAUCAGUUGAGAUUACAAUGAUACCGUUAACGCACAAGGAUCGUAGCAAUUUUAGCUAUCGGAUUAAGGAGAAGUUAAACAGUUGGAAGCGUCUUAUAUUUUCGGAUCGCAAUUCGAGAAAUCUUUUUCUAUUUCUGUUACUUAAUUUAAGUUUUGCGUUCGUGGAACUAUUUUAUGGCAUAUGGACGAAUAGUUUAGGACUUAUAUCGGACUCAUUCCAUAUGUUUUUUGACUGUACCGGUCUAUUGGCUGGAUUAGCUGCUUCAGUGAUUACUAAGUGGAAAGCAAAUGAUAAGUUCUCUUAUGGUUAUGUGCGCGCUGAAGUUUUAGCAGGCUUUGUUAACAGUCUAUUUUUACUGUUCAUCGCUUUCUUCAUUUUAUCUGAGGGUGUUGAACGGUUGAUUGAACCCCCAGAGGUAAAACACGAACGACUGUUUGUAGUAUCAGUGCUAGGACUGCUAGUGAAUCUCGUUGGUAUAUAUGCGUUUCAACACGGUCAUGGUCAUUCCCAUGGAGGGGGCGGUGGACAUGGUCACUCUCAUGGCGGUGGUGGUCAUGGGCAUUCUCAUGUUAUAAACAAUCAUAUUGAUUUAAAUAAUCACAAUCAACAGACGAUCACUAUGGAUGUCGGGCAUGGUCAUAGUCAUGACGGAGGACACGGACAUUCGCACGCUAUCACCGAUGAUAUCUCUGGGAGCAAUUCACAAAUUAUGCGUGGUGUUUUUCUGCAUAUUUUAGCUGAUACCCUGGGCUCUGUGGGUGUUAUCGUUUCUGCGGUGCUAAUGCAAAUGUUUGGUUGGAUGAUUGCUGACCCCAUAUGCUCUAUAUUCAUAGCAUUACUUAUCGCUAUGAGUGUGUUGGGCCUUAUAAAAGAAUCCAUACUAAUUUUAAUGCAACGACAACCAUCCGCUCUGGAUCGUGCGCUGCCGCAGUGCUAUCAAAAGGUAACUGGGUUGGCAGGAGUUUACGCUGUGCAAGAUCCUCACUUCUGGACAUUAUGUUCAGACGUGUAUGUGGGUGCAAUUAAAUUAGAGGUUUCCAAAAACGUAGAUCCCAAAUAUGUAGUGACGCACGCGCGCAUGAUAUUUGAGUCCAUUGGUGUUAAACAGAUAUAUAUACAGUUAGAUUACGUAUGAUAAUGACCGUCUAAAAAGGAAUGCAUCUAACUAAUAUACGUUUUUAUAUCCUGAAUCAAUUAAAUUGGGAUUAAGCAUAUGAGAACGAAACUUGUUUAUAUUUCAAUACUUAAAGUAAGCUCUAUGAAUUCUCUCAACUAAAUUUUUAGUUCUACUAUUAAUUUAUUAAGUGUGGGAUAUUUAUAGAUUAUGUAGAUAAAUUUACUAAAGAGAUUUAUCUUUAAAAUCAUGUUUUCUACUAAUUUAUUUCAUAAUAUGGCUUUGUAACAGCAUUGUUAUGUGUAGUAAUACAUAUUUAUUUUAUUAACAUUUUGUGAAUGUACGAAAUAACGAAAUUGAGUAAUUACGAAAAUCUUGAAUAAUCCUUUAUUAAGGAUAUAAUAUAAAGAAUUAUUUUAGUGCAAUCAUUCCAUUACAAGAAUUAAUCGAAAACCGAUCAAUAUUUUAACUACGAGUGAUCAAAUCAUUGAAUAACGUUUAAACACAGGAGUUAUUAAGCCGCGUAUUUGUAAAAAUACAUGUAGAUAACUGUCUUAAAUAAUAACAAAAUCAUCAUUUAAGUUUGAUGAAGCUUAGCAAAUAGAUAAUUACAAGUGUGUAUAUUAAAUGAUAUAAUGUACGUAUUAUAAAUACAUAUGUAUGUAUAUGCAAGAUGAAAAUAAAA